Molecule: messenger RNA, 6086 nt
Organism: Chara braunii
Lineage: Eukaryota; Viridiplantae; Streptophyta; Charophyceae; Charales; Characeae
Source: the annotation of a GenBank genome assembly
GAGAGAGAGAGAGAGAGAGAGAGAGAGAGAGAGAGAGAGAGAGAGAGAGAGAGAGAGAGAGGGGUAUUGAAAGGGGAGAUCUGGAUUCGGUUGGAGAAGGUGGACGGAGUGAGUUGUAAGAGAGUAUGAAGGAUCCAGCGGCGAAGACGGCGGAAAGGAGAUCCAGCGUCAAGGAACCGACGGCGGGUAGUGAAGAAGCGAUGCAGGACAGAAUGGCAAGCAUUGAAGAGGAUCUUAUGCAAAAGGUAGCUGCUGGCGGCAGCGACCACGAAUUCCAGCCAUUGAUGAAGCAACUCAACAAGAAGAUGUUACCUGGAGUCUGUUCCUCUCUUGCCAAACAGGUCGUCUCUGCAGUCACAAAGCUUUCAGAGGAUAACGGUCGGAGGCCGGACGGUGAAACAGAUAUGGACAUGACCCCUUCGAAAGCAAAGGAGAUGUCACAUGCUGAUGAGACCCUGAAAGCUGUGCAAGGAGGAGCCAAGCUUCUGCGGCUUAUUUUGGAGAAAUUCGGACUGGAAAGUCAUACAGCAGCAGAUCUUCUGGCAACUGCUGUCGCUCUUCAUAAUGCUUUGCUGUGUGUAGACGACCCCGAGGUGCAGGAUAUUAUUCUUUGCAUCUGUGAGUUCUGGUGGGAAUCUAAUCUGGAUGGCCGCGAAAAAUUGAUAACUUUGUCACUGCCUCUGCUUUUGGCAAACUCGUUAGACCAAGCCACAGCAGCAGACAUUUUGCGGGUUUAUAACAUGAGGGAGGCCCUGAAGCUGCUAGACUUUGAUGAUGAAGAAAGUAUCGCAUCUGUGAAGGAACUACUUUUGAGGUGUUCUUUCUCGCCAUGGUAUCACAAAUCUUCUGAAGGACGGCGGUUCAUUGCCUUCUUGUUUGGCAUCCAUCCUCAGACUCUUCAGGAUGAUCUGACUGAGAUGACCCGCAAGUACCAUGACUUGACCAAGGAGGUGGCUGACCUGCGACAAGCCGAAGUGGCCAACCCUCUCCCUCUACCCCCGGGGACCGCAGCUGCAAUCGAAACUACUUCUGCCCCUCUUACUGUAUCUUCUUCUACCUCUUCUUCGAGUGUGAUGGUAACCUCCUCAGGACCUGAAGCAGGUGCAGAUUCCACUGUUGCUGUAACAAGCAAUGAGGCUGGAACUUCUGCAAUUGUUGCAGCCCCAAGACCGGAACCAGCUGCUGCUGGUCCCAGCCACGCUUGUCCCUAUGUGGACCGGAAGGCGGUUCAAAUACUGUCCAAGUACGAUGGCAAGGAAGACAUCGAGUCCUGGAUCGGCUCCAUGAGAGCUUACUUUGAGAUCCUGGGGACUCAAGCUGAGACCCAGGCAGUUAUCAUGGGUAUGAAUGUCGAGCCAAUCGUACGGGGCUUCCUAGAAGUCCAAGCAACGCGGGCUGGGUUUCAAAAGUCUGCACUAGCGAAAUGGCUAAGGUCCACCCCGGUUGCCUCCCUCGAAGAACUCCUUAUCUCAGAAUACCAGGAUCCACAUGUUGCUGCUAAAGCAAGGAUUCAACUGGACAAAGUAAAGCACAACAAGUGGAAUGGCUCCAUGAAAAGCCUGCAGACCUAUCUAAGCAAGCUGUUUGCCACUCCUGGUUUGGAAUUGUCCACUCAAUCUUGCUUAGAUGUGGUCAAGGGCGCGGUUCCCACUAACUUYACUAGUCGCCUGGSYAGGGACUACAUUGCUUAUACUGACUGGCUUGCCUUAAUGAAGGAUGUAGUCAGUSUGGAGGCCAUGGACCUCGUUAGCACGGCAGGCAGCAAAAAGCCCAUGGGCGGCAGACGGUUCAAGGGCAGCAACCGUUUUGCUGUGCAUGACCUGCUGGAGGCCGAAGGAGAAGCCGAUGCGGUUGACCCCACUCUUGAUUCGGUCGUCUCUAUACGCGACUUGCGACCGGACUUUGGUGAUCCCUUUGCUGAUUCCCCACCCCCACCUGUCCCAUCAGACAUCCAAGCCCUCCUCGAUCGGUUUCCRGAAGUCUUGGCUGAGCCACGUGGAGUCCCCACGCGACCGGUCCGACACACCAUCGARUUGRUCGAGGGUGYWGUUCCUCCAAAGGGCUGCGUGUACCGUAUGGGACCUGGCGAGUUGGAGGAACUCCGGCGGCAGAUCGAUGAGAUGAUUGACAAAGGGUGGAUCAAACCAAGCGAAUCUGAAUUUGGUGCUCCUGUGUUGUUUGUGCCAAAGAAAGGAGGCAAACUGCGCAUGUGUAUUGACUAUCGCGAUUUAAACCGCAUCACAAGAAAGAAUGCUUACCCAUUGCCGUGUAUAGAUGACUUGCUUGACGCUGUAGGCGGGUGCAAGGUCUUCUCGAAGAUCGAUCUCAAGUCUGGCUACCACCAGAUUGAAGUCGAUCCUGCGGACCAGCACAAGACUGCGUUCAAAACGCGCGACGGGCUCUAUGAGUUCACCGUAAUGCCCUUCAGACUUACGAACGCACCAGCCACGUUCCAAAGCCUCAUGGACAAGGUCCUCCGCGAACAUAUUGGCCGGUUCGUGGUAGUGUACCUGGACGAUAUCCUGAUUUUCAGCAAGUCCAUGGAGGAACACCUCAAGCAUCUUGAGGAGGUACUUGCUGUCCUCAAGAAGACGCAACUCCAUCUCAACUUGGAAAAAUCUGAGUUUGGGAAGGAUAGCAUCAUCUAUCUUGGGCACCGGUUGUCUGCUGCAGGCCUAGAGCCUGAGGCAACCAAGAUUGAGGUCAUACGCGAUUGGCCUCAACCUGUGAACAUUCGUGAAUUGCGUUCUUUUCUUGGUCUCGCGUCGUACUAUCGGAAGUUUGUACCCCGUUUUUCUAUCAUUGCUCAUCCAUUAUCGCGACUAACCGGCAAGAAUGUGUCUUAUUCUUGGGAUGCCACGUGUACGGAAGCGUUUCGAACUCUCAAGGAAGCCUUGGUAAGUCAUCUGGUACUCCUCAUUGCAGACCCCAAACUGACCUUCGUAGUUACUACGGAUGCAAGUCAGUAUGGGAUCGGUGCGGUGUUGCAACAAGAUGACGGCGAUGGCCUGCGGCCACUCGAGUACUACAGCAAACGCAUGCCCAGCGUAAAGGUAGCCACUUCCACCUACAUGCGCGAGCUUUACGCUUUGCACAUGGCAUUGGAUCACUGGAAACAUUACCUUUUGGGACGCCACUUCAAAGUGUUCUCAGAUCAUGAGACCUUGAAGUGGAUCAAAAUGCAGACUACUCUGUCCCCUACCUUACUUCUCUGGUUUCAUGAGAUUGACAUCUUUGAUUUUGAAUUGAGACAUAAAAAGGGCUGUUACAAUCGAGUCGCUGACGCUUUGUCUCGCCACCCUGAGUACAUGACUUGCCUUGUGAAAUCCUACGACCUCCGGAAGCAGUUGAAGGAGGACCUCGUAGAGCAGACAACCAAGGACCCGGAACUCAGUUCCAUCCUUGAGCAGCUGCGGGCUGAUCCUAUUGGUCAGCCUGAUUUCCACGAGUAUGGAGGACUGAUUUUUCGCCGAUACGGGAACCAUGACCGUUUGUGUGUACCCAACCAUGAGCCUCUCCGCACACACUUUUUGGACUUGGCUCAUGGCCGGAGCGGGCACUUCGGUAUGGCUAAAACGUACGCUAAUUUGCUGAGACAGUUUGAUUGGCCUGGCAUGAAAGGGACUGCUGAGAAAUUUAUAGCUGAAUGUCAAGUCUGUCAACGAAUCAAACCAUGCAGACAAAAGCCCGUGGGGCUACUCACACCCCUACCCAUUCCUGAUGGUCCCGGGGAGUCCGUCUCCAUCGAUUUCACUGACAUGGGUAAGGUAAACAAGAACGGGUUUUCACAAGUCAUGGUGAUUGUUGACCGGUUUUCAAAGUUUCUCAAUCUAAUUCCUUUACCGCCUCACACCCCAACAGAUCUAGUGAUUCGCGAAUUCCAACAGAAAUACCUGUUGCAAUUCGGAACCCCGAAGACUCUUGUGAGCGAUCGGGACCCACGUUUCAUUAGCACUGAAUGGAAGGAGUUCACGUCCCACCUUGGAAUCAAACUGUGCAUGACAUUUGGCCGACACCCCGAAGCCUACGGGUUGGCUCAGGAGAUCAACCAGACUGUAUUCCAACUACUCCGUGCGUUGAUCAUUCCUGAUCAGGAAACAUGGGAUGAGGAGCUGUAUUUUGUCAAGGGGUUGUACAACAACUCCGUCCAUUCUGCCACCGCCACGACACCUAACAGGCUGCAUUACGGGUGGCAGAUCCGUAAUCCGCUCUCCUACUUAUUCCCUGAACAGCCAGCUGGUUUAACACCCGGCAGGCCCGGCUUCAGGGCUAAGUAUGAUCGCUUGCUCAAAGUUGCUGUUGCAGCUAUGACCAAGCGACAGCAUGCCAUGAUUCAUCAUGCGAACAAGAAGCGCAAACCAUCGGAGAUUCAGGUAGGAAGUUACGUCUGGGUAAAGAUGUCUGAAUUCUCAGAGGAGGAGGGAGUCUCACGCGAACUCCUCCCACUCUACUACGGGCCUUGGGAAGUUUUGGAUGUAAUUGGGGAAGAUCACUUUGGCCCUUCGUAUGUUGUCGACAUGCCAGCUCACCUGCGCACGUAUCCCGUGUUUCAUGCAUCUAAACUGAAUCUCCAUCGUGACGCUGAGACAUUCGAUUACCUCGAAGAUAUGAUCCCUCGCGUAAUCAAGGGCGGGCAUGAGAUAGAUAGAAUCAAACAGCAUCUGGUCAAAGAACUGAUUGUUGUGCUGAGAUCUCAGAUACCCAUUUCACGACAUACUACGCUCGAGGUUUAUGGUGAGAUUCUGUAUAGAGGAUGGAGGGAGGCUGUUGGACCUUGUUUGUAUGAAAUCGAGUACACUUGCAUACAGGGAUUCAUAGCUGCUGCAGUUGUUGCAAAAAAGGCAGAGUUUGCUUCAUCCUUGAGAACAGUUCUAAAGGGCUUGACCACCCAAAAGACCCAGCCAGGGGUUGAUGAGAUGCUUCUCCGCUUAUCUGAACCCAUUCUGUUCCGCUCCCUAAAGAUGCCCAAUCCUGAUGUUCGGCGGAAUGCAUUAUGCCUAUUUAUUGACAUGUUUCCUCUACACCAUCCUGAUGAUCUUCGACAAGACGAGGAGAUGCUAUACGAGAAACAAUAUGGGCUCCUGCUAGAGCUGUUGGCAGAUGAAGUACCGAGUGUGCGCGUAGCUGCUGUGACCGGUGUUUGCUCAAUCCUCAGGCAGAUGUGGGAGCUAGUCCCGACUGAUACAACACUGAAGUUCCUGAAAGUUCUGGUGGACACUAUUGCACAGGAUUCGUCGAGCUCUGAUGUUCGUGUUGCCUUGGCAGAAGGGAUGAUUCGGAUUUUGGAGAAUCCAUUAAGCCAUUCGGUUCUGCGGGCUUUCCUCCCCAAGCUUGUUGACAUGGUGGCUGAUCCAAAUAUCUCCGUUCAAAAUUCAUCGCUGAAGCUUUUCAUUGCUGUCAACCGUACAGAGAGUUUUGAUCUCCUUCAGGUACUGAGCCUGGAGGACCACCUUGCUAUCCUUGCCAACGCACGACCAGCGAACACGCAGAGCAUUAUGAAGCUUCUUAUGCAAUCUUUCUUUGAGAACCAAAAGACGGUUUCCAAUAUGGCACAGAAGCUAAUCGUGCUGAUUGAGAAAAAUCCAGCAGCAGCUACAAUGUUUUGUCGAUGUUUGAAGACAGGUGGCAUUCCGGCAAAAAGGCUCGUGUCCCUCAUCAAGGAGUUAAUAGUUAGAUAUGUGCAAAAUGAUUGUGCAGACCAUGCUGGUGAAAACCACCAGGUUGACACUCCUCCGAAGGUGCAGAGACAGCGAAGGGGAGUAAAUGUUCGUCGUAAUGGAAGGGAUGGCAACAGGGAUCAGGAAACUGGACUCAGUGCAGAGAAUCAGGUCAUUCUUUAUGCUUGUCUUGCAGAGCUUGCUAAAGCAGUUGGAGGAACAGAGACCCUGGUCAAGACCUUCACACCUGAUACUUUGAAAGAUCUAUUGCAGAGGGCGCUUUCAAAGAAAGCAAGGUACCCACCAUGCUUUGCAUGCUCUGCCCACCAAGGCUGUGUGUUUUUCACAUUUCAUGGAGUCUGAGAGCCCUAAAACCAAAUCUAAACUCAGAAACCUAAACCCUGAUCUUUAAACCCGAAACCCAAAACC